AUGGACGCGCUCGCGGUGCUGACCGCCUCGUUGAAGGCGACAGGCAAGACCAGCUCGCCGGGCUACCACUACGACAUGAUGCACGAUCUCGAGCGAAACGAGGCGUACGCCGUCGCCAUCGCCGCCGAGGCGGAGGAGGACGACUUCAUACUCGACAUCGGCGCGGGCUCCGGGCUGCUCAGCCUGCUCGCGAGUAGGAGCGCGGCGCAGCACGUAUUCGCGUGCGAGGCCGAUCCAGCGCUUGCCGAAACGGCGGCCGCGGUAGUCGCCGCCAACGGCCUCGAGGCGCGCGUGCACGUCCUCCGAAAGCCCUCGACCUCGCUGAGCGUCGGGUUCGGCAAGGGGUGCGACCUGCCUUGCAAGGCGGACCUGGUAGUGACGGAGAUCUUCGACUCGGUUCUGCUGGGCGAGGGCGUGCUGGCCACGCUGCGCGACGCGCACGGGCGGCUGCUCGCGCCGGGUGGCCGCGUCGUGCCGCACGCCGGCACGAUCAUGGGCGUGCUUCUGGCGUCGGCGACGGCCGAGGGCAUGUUCGGCCUGCAGCAGGAUGGGCCGCUCGGAGCGGGAGCGACAGCCGGCCGGCCGGCGGCGCAGGCGACCUGCUCGGUGGCGCCGAUCCACAUGCACCUCGACCCGCUGGUCGAACACGGGCUCGCGGUGCCACUCUCGGCGCCCUUCGCCGCGCUGCGCUGCGGCUUUGCGGAGCGGCCGCCCGAGCCGGCGGGCUCUACAACCGUGGCCGUGACCGCGACGGCCGACGGCGAGGUGAACUGCGUUGGCGUGUGGUUUGAGCUGCAGAUGGACCGCGCGGGCGCGGUACGGCUGGGCACGGCGCCGCGCUUUGCGGAUGCCGCCGAGCAGCCGCCUUCCACCCCUCGACCGCCCGCACGCGACCACUGGCGACAAGCCGUCUGCCUGCUUCCCACGCCGCGCCGCGUCACGCGCGGCGAGACGAUCACGCUCCUCGUCUGCCACGACGAUCUGACGCCGGCAUUUGCGGUGCAAGAGGAGGCGCGGCCGGUGGUGGGGCCGGCGAGCGCGCCGCCCGACGCAUCGCCGACUCCGGCGCGCGUGCCCUCCGGACUCGGCGGCGCCCACGACCACGCGGCGGUGCCCUGGCAGCGGCUGCUGCAACUCAACGACCCGGUGCACGCGCGCGUGCACGCGGCGUGGCUCUGCGAGCUGCCCCCGCACUGCGAGCUAGUCUUGGCAGUCGGCGACUCGCUCACCAUCCCGGCGGCGUGGGCGUCGGCCGCGCCCCCCUCGGUGAGCCUGGUGUGCUGCUGUAGCGACGGGGCGCACAGUCGCGCGCGCGCGUGGCUCGGCGCCGCCAGCGUGCCCGCCGCCCGCCUCGCCGCGCUCGGGUGGCUGGCCGGCACGGUGGGCUCCGCGGCCGGCGUGCAUGCGGCCGGCUUGCAGCACCCGGCCGAGCUCGCGGCCGCACUCGAUGACCCGUCGGCGGUCGUGGCGGUCGUGGCGGAGCCCUUCUACGACGUGCUGCUCGGCAGGGAAGGCGCCUCGCAGACCUGGGCGCUCGACCACAUCCUCCGCCUCCGGCAGCAGCUGAGCGCGCUGCGGGUACGCGGCGUGCUCUCGACGGCAAGGUGCGAGCUGGUCCCGGCCGGUGCCACCGAGUACAGUGUGCGCGCCGUGGCCGUGGAGUGCGACGAGCUCUGGCGGAGGCGCCAGCCAGUGGGGCAGGCGGUGGGCUUCGAGCUCGGAGCGUUCAACGAGCACGCGCCGCGCCCGGAGGCGGGCGGUCAGCUGGUUUUGCUCGACGCGACGCCGUGGCGAGGUGUCCUGCGUGAGCUCUCCGCCGCUGUCACCGUCGCGACACUCGAUGUGGCGGUCCAGGUGGCCGGCGCCGACGCGACGGAGCGCGCUUGCGACUCCUACCACCGCCACGCAUGCGUGCUGCUGCCGGCGCCAGUGGCGGUGCGGCCGGGCGAGGAGCUGCGCGUCGAGAUGACGGUCGAGGGGCUCGAGUGCUCGCGCUCGCCCGCCGGCCCCGACGCGAGGGACGCACUGCGCGGGUGUCGCGUGGCAUGGAGCGUGGGCCCGAGCGGGCGCGGGGCUGGCGCGGGAGACGCUCCUCCCACGUGA
This is a messenger RNA of Emiliania huxleyi CCMP1516, 2103 nucleotides long. RefSeq lists its product as hypothetical. Bases 1 to 2103 code for a protein of 700 amino acids. The record is from RefSeq and is a predicted model, not a curated record. Gene Ontology annotation, molecular function: protein-arginine omega-N monomethyltransferase activity; rRNA (adenine-N6,N6-)-dimethyltransferase activity. The transcript has 2 exons. NCBI's taxonomy places the organism in Eukaryota, Haptophyta, Isochrysidales, Noelaerhabdaceae. Gene Ontology annotation, biological process: peptidyl-arginine methylation; rRNA modification.